Molecule: messenger RNA, 1281 nt
Organism: Aegilops tauschii subsp. strangulata
Lineage: Eukaryota; Viridiplantae; Streptophyta; Magnoliopsida; Poales; Poaceae
Molecular function (GO): protein binding
Source: RefSeq, a predicted model, not a curated record
AUGCGCACGAAAGCCAGCAGACGACGAGGUGCCAAACGACGCCUCGCUGCCUUGCUGUCGCGUGUCGCGCGAUCUAUUCUGCCGUGCGUGACCGUGGACGAUGAUCCUGGGGCUGCAAAAGCCAGCAUCCCGCAGGUGCCUCCCGGAGACUACAGCCGGCAGCAGAUCGUGGAGGUGGAGGCGGGUCAGUGGUCUGAUCUACCUGGAGAUCUUCUCGGCGCGGUCUACGGCAGGGUCCCCACCGCGCUCGACCGCGUCCGCCUCGCCGCCGUCUGCAAGUCCUGGCGCGCCGUGGUGACAUCACGGCGGCACCAGGCACCGGGCGCUCUCCCGUGGCUUCUCUUCCCGCCGCGGGACGACGACAUGGGGACGGAGCGCCUCCUGCGGCUCGUCGGCUCCCACGACGGCGGCUGGGUCGCCGCGUUCGAAGAGGGGCGCCGCCUGCUCGCCGUAGUGAGCCUCUUCUCCCGCCUCGAGUUGACGCUCUCCGAUAAGCAGAGGCGGCUCGUGUGCACGCAUAUCAACCGUCCGUUGCGCAUCCGGAAACUCGUGUUCUCAGAGGCCCCUACGUCAACCGGUUGCAUUCUUGCCGCCAUCACCAAACGUUGGUGUGUCGCGCUUUGCAGGGUUGGUUGCCCGGAUGGAGGGUGGGCGAUGGCACCAUGCAGCCACGCGGAGCGCGUGUCGGACGUUGCCUUUUGCAACGGCGAGCUCUACGGUCUUGCCGCCUAUGGCACGGAGGGACUAAUCAGGUAUGAAAUCGAUGUGGACAGCGACGGUACGCCGGUGGUCACCGCCGCGCACCGGUUGGCCAUUGAAAAGCGUGAUGGCGCCGGCUUUGUGGACGACCUAGUGGCGUACGUGAGCUACCUCUUUGAGCUGCGUGGUAAGCCGGCCAUGGCGGUGAAGGCCCGGUGGUCACGCAACCACGAGCCAUCCUUCGGGGUAUUCGAGCUCGUCAGCACCAGCACCGACGAUGUCUACAAAUGGGCGGAGGUGACGAGCUUGGGCGAUUACGCUUUGUUUGUGGGGCCGAUGACUUCAUGUAAGGUGGCCCACGUAUCGGUGGCCAGGCGCGGCGGGGUGCAGGCAAACCACAUCUACCACCUCAACUAUCGCUUCGUCUUCAUAGACGACCAUCUCGGUGGCGGCGCGACAUGCAUGGACGACAAUGGUGGCCGUGCACUGUACAGCGGUGAAGAGAGGCAGAAGAUCGUGUCUGUGGGAUACUACGUGGUUGACCCUACAACCGCCAUCUGGCUUCUUCCUCCAAAUAUCUAG